ACGACGACUAUUAUAAUUGCGUGUUGUAGACUGUCCAUUGUUGUUAUCAUGGAUUUCAACAUGAACCGACAAACCUGUCGGUGUAGGUUCAAAAUACUUUAUAAAUCUAUUCUUUGGAUAGCUCUAGUUUCAGGAAUAAUGUAUGGAAGUAUGGUAUAUAUAUCAUCAUACUUCUAUACAGAGCAUGACAUGAAAUUGGAGAUCAAUUUGCUCAUGACAGAAAUUAACCUGUUGAAGAACAAACAUGAUUCUGAUCUCAAUAGUGUAAGAAGAGAAUUUGAACAUAAACUUACAGUGUUGCGGCCCAGAGUCGGCGAAGAACUCUUUGAUGAGCUUUCGGUAAGAAGUCUAAGUAAAGUUAGUGAUAUCGCCAGAAAAAUAGCAGCUGAAGAAAUUCUAUUGUAUGACGCUGACAAGACAGGCAAGCCAGACUUUGCUUUACAAAAUUCAGGCGGUUCUAUAUUAUCUGUACGCAACACUGAGCAUUUCUUGAAACGACCAAAUAUACUUGGAAUACCUAUAGGUCCACAUUCCCAUUCAGCUGAAAACAUCAUUCAGGCAGGUGUUCUGCCAGGCGAAUGCUGGGCAUUUGAAGGUUCAAAAGGUGCUGUUGUAAUACAACUUAUUGCCGACAUAUACGUUACAGGAGUGUCUGUCGAACACAUCCCGCCUGCUCUGUCGCCCACUGGAGCGACGUCCUCUGCACCCAAGGAUAUGUCCGUAUGGGGUUUAAAAUGUCUUGACGACGAGGAAGAGACGUUACUUGGGCAGUUUAAUUAUGAUAAUACAGGCGGUCGUGUACAGUACUUUGAAAUUAAAGACAUUGGAAAAUCAUUCUCCAUAGUUGAAUUUAAAAUUCAUUCAAAUCAUGGUGACCCGAGAUUCACGUGCGUUUAUCGCAUCAGAGUACAUGGCAAACCAAAAAUUUAGCAGCGCACAUAAGAAGAAUUUUGGAACGAGAGAACUAAAGACUGCAUAACUGCCAUUAAAUUGGUUCUUGUUUGUUGUUGACAAAAUACUAUACAUUAUAACAGACUUUCUUUUCUGCAUUUAAUAAACAUUUUCGAUCUCCGU
Molecule: messenger RNA, 1074 nt
Organism: Zootermopsis nevadensis
Lineage: Eukaryota; Metazoa; Arthropoda; Insecta; Blattodea; Termopsidae
Product: klaroid protein
Cellular component (GO): meiotic nuclear membrane microtubule tethering complex; nuclear envelope
Molecular function (GO): protein-membrane adaptor activity
Source: RefSeq, a predicted model, not a curated record